Oreochromis niloticus (Nile tilapia) is the source of this 2220-nucleotide messenger RNA. RefSeq names its product NLR family CARD domain-containing protein 3. Gene Ontology annotation, molecular function: protein binding. The record is from RefSeq and is a predicted model, not a curated record. The annotation marks the transcript as partial. NCBI's taxonomy places the organism in Eukaryota, Metazoa, Chordata, Actinopteri, Cichliformes, Cichlidae. The transcript has 4 exons.
CAUAAGAUCAGUCUGAGGAGGAGAUGUGAACGUGUGACUGAAGGAAGUGAUGAAACAGGAAGUAGAACCCUCCUCAACAGGAUCUACACUGAGCUCUACAUCACAGAGGGACAGAGUGAAGAGGUUCAUACCCAACAUGAGGCGAGGCAGCUGGAGACAGCUUCCAAGAUGGACGCCCUCCAUGACGCUCCAAUCAGGUGCCAGGACAUCUUUAAAGCCUUACCUGACCAACAGAGACCCAUCAGAGUGGUUCUGACCAACGGCGUGGCUGGUGUUGGAAAAACCUUCUCAGUGCAGAAGUUCACUCUGGACUGGGCAGAGGGCUUGGAGAACCAACAUGUCAGUGUGGUGGUUCUGCUUUCAUUCAGGGAGCUGAACCUGAUCAGAGAUGAGCAGUACAGUCUUCUGCAGCUGCUCCAUGUUUUCCAUCCAACAUUACAGAAGGUCACAGCAGAGAAGCUGGCUGUCUCUCAGCUUUUGUUCAUCUUUGACGGCCUGGAUGAAAGCAGACUUUCAUUGGAUUUCACCAACAGGAAGCUGCUGUCUGAUGUCACACAGAAGUCAUCAGUCAGCCAGCUGCUGACAAACCUCAUCCUGGGGAAUCUGCUUCCCUCGGCUCUCGUCUGGAUAACUUCCCGACCUGCAGCAGCCAAUCAGAUCCCUCCUACAUGUGUCGACAGGCUAACAGAAGUACGAGGCUUCACUGACGCCCAGAAGGAGGAGUACUUCAGGAGGAGAUUCAGUGAUGAAGAGCUGUCCAGCAGAAUCAUCUCCCACAUGAAGACAUCCAGGAGCCUCCACAUCAUGUGUAGUAUCCCAGUCUUCUGCUGGAUCACUGCUACAGUUCUGGAGCACAUGUUGACUACAGAGCAGAGAGGAGAGCUGCCCAAGACCCUGACUGACAUGUACUCACACUUCCUGCUGGUUCAGACAAAGAGGAGGAAGAACAAGUACCAUGAGGGACAUGAGACGAGUCCACAGGAGCUGACGGAGGCUGACAGGGAAGUUCUUCUGAAGCUGGGGAGGCUGGCGUUUGAACAUCUGGAGAAAGGAAACAUCAUGUUCUACCAAGAAGACCUGGAGCAGUGUGGUCUGGAUGUGACAGAGGCCUCGGUGUACUCAGGAGUUUGUACAGAGAUCUUCAAAAGAGAGUGUGUGAUCUUCCAGAAACCAGUCUACUGCUUUGUUCAUCUGAGCAUUCAGGAGUUUCUGGCUGCAGUCUACAUGUUCCACUGUCACACCAACAGGAAGAGAAAGGUGCUGAAGAACUUCCUCAGAGAAAAAAGUAUGCCCUUUCGAAUGAGGUUUUCUACUGCUUUAAAUGACAGUGAUUAUAGAGACAAAUCAUCACUUGAUGUAUUUCUUGAGACAGUCAUGUCUAAAUCCCUCCAGAGUAAAAAUGGCCACCUGGACCUGUUUGUUCGCUUCCUUCAUGGCCUCUGUCUGGAGUCCAACCAGAGACUCUUAGGAGGUCUGCUGGGUCAGACAGAGAUCAGUCCAAAAACCAUCCAGAGAGUCAUCAACAACCUGAAGGAGAUGAACAGUGAUGAAAUCUCUCCUGACAGAAGCAUCAACAUCUUCCACUGUCUGAUGGAGAUGAACGACCUCUCAGUACAUCAGGAGAUCCAAGAGUUCCUGAAGUCAGAGAACAGAUCAGAGAGGAAACUCUCUGAGAUCCAGUGCUCAGCUCUGGCCUUCAUGCUGCAGAUGUCAGAGGAGGUUCUGGAUGAGUUGGACCUGCAGAAGUACAACACAUCAGUCUGGGGACGACUGAGACUGAUUCCAGCUGUGAGGAACUGCAGAAAGGCUCGACUGACUCAGUGUGAUCUCUCAGGGACUCACUGUGAAGUUGUGGCCUCAGCUCUGAAGUCCAACCCCUCCCAUCUGACAGAGCUGGACAUGAGUGGAAACAACCUGCAGGAUUCAGCAGUGAAGCUUCUGUGUGCUGGACUGGAGAGUCCAAACUGUCGACUGGAGACUCUGAGAUUUAAGGGCUGUGGUUUGUCCAAGUUCAGCUGUGAUUAUUUGGCAGCAGCACUGAAGUCCAACCCCUCCCAUCUGAGACAGCUGGACCUGAGUAAGAACCCGAACCUGCAGGAUUCAGGAGUGAAGCAUCUGUGUGGUUUCCUGGAGAGUCCAGGAUGUGGACUCAUGUAUCACAUGGACAUCGCGCCAGUGAGGCUUGAAACCUUUAAUGAAGAGAACAUCAACUCUAACUAA